CAGAAAAAUAAUCAACGGAUAAAAAUGAAUCAAAUAAGUGAGCACAUGUCAUAGAGUUUGACAUUGAUUUAGUUGAAGAAGGAGCGAAGUGGUGAGCAGACGUGUGUUAAGAUGUCUCGUCAGAGUAUGAGGGCGAACGACCCUAAGAAAGUGAGUGGGGAGCUCUUCACACUCACAUAUGGAUCACUAAUUGCACAGCUGCUGAAGGAUUAUGAAAAUGUGGAUGAUGUCAAUCGCCAACUGGAGAGAAUGGGUUAUAAUAUUGGCAUGCGGUUAAUUGAAGACUUUCUUGCACGGGCCAACCCAGGUAGAUGUUACGACCUCAGAGAUACAGCAGACAAAAUUCAGCAAGCCUUCAAGUUGUAUCUGGGAGUGUCACCAAGCAUAGGAAGCUGGAGUCCAGGAGGAGACGAGUUUUCAGUAGUACUCGAGACAAAUCCAAUGGCGGAGUUUGUGGAAUUGCCAGACCACUGUCUUGGUCUUCGUUACUCCAACAUCCUAGCUGGAGUCAUUCGUGGAGCAUGUGAAAUGGUACAGCUGGAAGUAAUGGCCUGGUUCAUCGCAGACCAGUUGAAGGGCGACAACGUAACAGAAAUUCGCGUUAAGUUUGUGAAAAGAUUAGAAGAUGCUAUACCAGCCGGUGAAGACUAAUUUGAUCAUGAAAUGUUAUAAAAGCAUGAACUUGUAUUAUUGUAAUAUGGGACAUUUAUAUCAAUGGUAUGUUAAGUAUGGACUAUUUUUUGUUGGUUGAAGUAAUAGUUUUAUGUGAAGUAAUAGCACCAUAGUUUUAUUUAGCAGUAAAUAAAAUAGUUUAUUACAAAAGUUUAUUAGUACACUCCACCUACUUUUAAGGGUAACACUGUAGAGUAUAUCCUAAAAAAUUUUGGUACGAUGUGUCUCGCGUUAUAUUUUACCGUAAAGUACCACACAAUGCUGUACUUUACUGUGGCCUACUGUAGGUGAAUGUAAACUACUGCAACUCUCAAUGUAUUUAUGUAACUGGAAAGUAAUAUAAACUUUAAAUUAUCA
Molecule: messenger RNA, 1029 nt
Organism: Procambarus clarkii (red swamp crayfish)
Lineage: Eukaryota; Metazoa; Arthropoda; Malacostraca; Decapoda; Cambaridae
Gene: Bet3
Product: blocked early in transport 3
Biological process (GO): intra-Golgi vesicle-mediated transport; endoplasmic reticulum to Golgi vesicle-mediated transport
Cellular component (GO): cis-Golgi network membrane; TRAPP complex; cytosol
Source: RefSeq, a predicted model, not a curated record